AUACAUACGUUGUGUGAGGAAUAUUAAAACUUAUCACUUCUGUGUCCUCGCUAAACACAUUUAAUAAGAGAGGUGGUGAUAGUUAAUUUCGUAAUAAUGUGGGAUAACGUUAUCGAGUAUUUAAAGGAUCCUCUUCUUGUCGUGAAAGUGCAAAAUUUUUUCGGAGUAAUUUAUAAAAAUAGUAUUAAUCGUCAGAGCGAUGAAUCAACCGAGGUGAUACACUCUGAUAGGUUAGAACAAGUGAAUGAAGAGUACGACUUAAAACAACAUAAGAGAAUACCAAGUAAUAUAUCGAGCAGUUCACAAUCCUCAAACGACACCGAUAGUUCAUGGGAAAGCAAUGGUAAAGAUGAAAUCGUGUGUACCGUGAAUAAUAGAUUCUGGUACUACUUAUUCGUGCUGGGUACUGCACUCGGCGAUGAGAUAUUUUAUGCCACUUUCAUCCCAUUUUGGUUUUGGAACAUUGAUGGAGCAGUCGGCAGGAGAGUUGUUCUAGUUUGGACUAUUGUCAUGUAUAUAGGUCAAGGCAUCAAAGACAUAGUUAGAUGGCCCAGGCCAGGCUACCCAGUUAAGAAGUUACAAGAGAAAUGGGCUAUAGAGUAUGGUAUGCCAUCUACACAUGCCAUGGUUGGAGUGUCCAUACCAUUUUCAGUUCUAUUGUACACUAUAAAUAGAUAUCAAUAUCCUGAACUAUGGGGUGUUGUUAUUGCUGUCACAUGGUGUACACUUAUUUGUGUCAGCCGAGUCUAUCUUGGAAUGCACAGCAUACUGGAUAUAGCAGCAGGACUAGUGUUGUCGUCAUCAUUGCUCAUAGUGCUGAUCCCUCUAGUGGACCAUCUGGACGGGAUCCUGUUGACGAAUAAUUUCGCUCCUCUUGCUAUUAUUACUAUUUCUAUAUUGGCCAUCGUGUUCUAUCCAAAUGCCGACAAAUGGACUCCUACCAGAGGCGACACGACGAUGAUAGUGAGCGUGUGCGCGGGCAUCCUGGGCGGGUCGUGGUGCAACUACCGCGCGGGCAACAUGGCGGCGAGCGCGCUGGCGCCGCCCUACGCGGUGAUCUGGCCCUCGGUGGAGAUGGCGGGCUGCGCCCUCCUGCGCACCGUGCUCGGCUUCUGCGGCGUGCUGGCCACGCGGGCCGCGGGCAAGUCCGUGUCGUACGCGACCGUGUGCGCCCUCCUCGGCAAGGACAAGAACGAGCUGCGCGACUCCGAGAACAGCCUCGACAACAAGAACAAGAUCCUAGUGGAACUCUGCUACAAGUACUUCACGUACGGUAUGAUAGGGUUCAACACUACGUACGUGUUCCCGAACGUGUUCGAGUUGCUGCAGAUCAAUAGGCCCACCUAUUACACGGAGAUUUAAAUCUAGUCACGUGACAUUAUUCUUCAUUACCGGUAGUUUUUUAUCGUUAUUCCGUUACGAAUAUUUCCUUCCUUGUUAUUGAAUUAUUAUGAUAGCGUUUGUAAUCUCAGCAGGUGUUUUGAUAAAAAUAAAUCUACGAAUGAUGUGAUCGCUCUGUCUAGUGAGCACUUUAAGGUUGUGUGCACACAUAUAAAAAUGAUAAAAAAUAUAUUCAUAUAUGUCAUUUUCAGGGCUCGAUGAGAGUUUCCUAAUACGAUCAUUAGUCACGAUUACAUUUUGCCUAUCUGGCCGAGAAUAUGCAGUGAAUGGUAACAAUGUAUACCCACCUCAAAUCGAGACAAACCAAACAAACAUGCAUAACGAACCGUUGAUGUAAUGUCUGUACACGACUUUAUACACUAAUGAAAUGAAUCAGGCUACUGUUGUAUCUGAUAUUUAGAUUUGUUUAAUAAACCAAACAGUUCUUUAGUAUUGUAUUUGCUUAAAUCACUCAAUAAUUGCCAAAAUGAAAGCGCGUGCGAGUUUACACCGGACCACCCCGUCCAUAGGGAGCACCCCGUUCUCUUUUGCAUGUUUCUUGUAUGUUUUUUGUACUUCAAGUUUUCGUCAGUACUUUAGCCACUAAACUAAAGUAGUUACUACAGUUUAGUGGCACGGUAAAAAGUGCAGUACAAUACAGUGUGAACGGGGUCUUAUUAUCAACUCGUUCUGAAGUGCAAUCAUAAUAUGAUUAAAGAUGCAUCCACAAUUAAAAUAAAUGAAACUGUAACAUUUUCACAUUAAGACACUGUGGGCAUUCAUUAAUAUUUAUAAUUAUCCACCGACUAAUGACAAGAGGAAGUAAUUUUAUAGUAAAAUAAAAAAUAAAAAAAAAAUAUCUUUGAAUGAAUGCAUGAAUGAAUGAAUUAUUUGUUAUAUUUACACUUUUAAAAUACAUAACAUCACUUUAUAUCUAUGAAACUACUCAUUAUGAUAUUUAAGAAAGAAAGGCUAUUAACAUACCAGACAUAAAUGUAAUGUACUUAUACAGAGCUAUAUAAAGAAGUCUUUCGUUAUUAGCAUUUUUUUAUAAUUGACCUAUUUAUAGUUAUGUUAAUGUCGAAUGAAACUUGUAUAACUUUUUUAAUAUUUAUCACUAUUAUAAAUGGAACACCGCGCCUCGCG
This is a messenger RNA of Diatraea saccharalis (sugarcane borer), 2526 nucleotides long. Lineage: Eukaryota; Metazoa; Arthropoda; Insecta; Lepidoptera; Crambidae. The record is from the annotation of a GenBank genome assembly.